Molecule: messenger RNA, 2664 nt
Organism: Acanthochromis polyacanthus (spiny chromis)
Lineage: Eukaryota; Metazoa; Chordata; Actinopteri; Pomacentridae
Gene: gatb
Product: glutamyl-tRNA(Gln) amidotransferase, subunit B
Exons: 13
Coding region: 127-1773 (548 amino acids)
Biological process (GO): mitochondrial translation; glutaminyl-tRNAGln biosynthesis via transamidation
Molecular function (GO): glutaminyl-tRNA synthase (glutamine-hydrolyzing) activity
Source: RefSeq, a predicted model, not a curated record
GAAGCAGGAACCUUUCAGAUACUGGGACUUGUAGUUUCAAUCAGCAAACCAGCCUCGUACAUUUACUAUGAAAUAUCACUUACAAUAAACUACAACUCCCGAAUUCACUAGAAACUUAAGGACAACAUGGCUGCCUCCUGUGUUGCAGCAAGUGAGCUGCUACAUAAUAUGAAACAAAUAUCAGGAUUUUAUCCAAAAGCUUCAUGUGUUAUCAGAAGAAUCAGCACAACAAACCCACAAUGCGACAGUCAAAUUCAACCGAGAGCCAAAAGCGCUCCACAGCAGCUGGUUGGAGUGGUGGGUUUGGAAAUCCAUGCCCAGAUUAACUCCAGCACCAAGCUGUUUUCUGGCUCUUCGGUUCGCUUCUCGGCUCCUCCAAACUCCCUGGUGUCGUUCUUUGAUGCGUCCCUACCCGGCACAUUACCCGUCCUGAACAGGCGCUGUGUGGAAGCAGCAGUGAUGACGGGACUGGCUCUCAACUGCAGCAUAAAUCGGAAGUCACUCUUUGACAGGAAGCACUACUUUUACGCAGACCUCCCUGCUGGAUACCAGAUCACUCAGCAGCGGCGGCCUGUUGCGGUAGAUGGCAUGUUGACUUACAGCCUCCUCGAAGGAAAAAAGAGGAGCCAGGUGAUCAGAAAAAACGUCCACAUCAAGCAGAUUCAGCUGGAACAGGACAGUGGCAAGAGUCUGCACGAUGACGUCCGCAGCCAGACCCUCAUAGACCUCAACAGAGCAGGUGUAGGUCUAAUGGAGCUGGUGAUGGAGCCAGACAUGAGCUGUGGAGAGGAGGCUGCAGCAGCUGUCAGAGAGCUUCAGCUCAUCCUGCAAGCCCUGGGCACCUGUCAAGGCAACAUGUCUGAGGGCCAGCUCAGAGUGGAUGCCAACGUGUCCGUACACCGACCAGGUGAGCCGCUGGGCGUCAGGACCGAGGUGAAGAACAUCAACAGUGUCCGAUACCUGGCCAGGGCGAUAGACUAUGAGAUCCAGAGGCAGAUUGACGUCCUGCAGAGAGGGGGCACGGUGCAAAACGAGACCCGGGCGUACGAUUCCAAAUCAGGAGAGACCAUUCCUAUGAGGGACAAAGAAGGUCUUCAGGACUACAGGUUUAUGCCGGAGCCUAACCUGCCCCCUCUGAUUGUGUAUGAGGAUAACGCAUCGCUGCCCGCUGGCAUCGAUGCGUGCCAGGCGGUGGUGGUGCAGAAGAUAAAGGAAGGGCUGCCAGAGCUGCCCGGCGUCAAAAGAGACAGGCUGGUGCAGACGUACGGCAUCCUGCCCGAGCACAGCUUCACUCUGGUGAACGAGGAUGGGCUGGUGGAGUACUUUGAGGCGGUGCUGAUGGCGACCAAGAAGGAGCCGAGGAAGGUGAUUGGCUGGGUGACUAAUGAGCUGUUGGGUCACCUCAAACAGCAAGACUUAAGUGUGAGCCAGAGCCCAAUCUCUCCUCCUGCCCUCGCUGAGCUGCUGGAGCUCCAGGAAACGGGACACAUCUCCUCUUCGGUUGCCAAGCAGGUGUUCCAGAAGAUGUGGAGGUCAUCGGGCAAGACGGCAGCGCAGAUCACCCAGGAGCACGACUUGGGGCUUGUUAGUGACACCGCACAGCUGCACAGCAUCUGCCAGAAGGUGGUGGACUCGCAUCCCAAUGAGGUUCACGCCAUCAGAAACGGAAACAAGAAGGUGCUGAAUAAACUGAUGGGCCUGGUUCAGAAAGAAACCAAAGGCAGAGCGGACCCAGUUCUGGUGAGGAAGAUUCUACAGGAGAAGACUUCGUGAUUCGGUGAGAACCAUCUGUAUGGCGCUCUGAGCGUCGAGCCAUGGCUGACGUGACCUUCAGGAAACAACGAGACACUGAUGUUAUGCAUCUGAUAGUUGUGGAUAUUUGAAGCCAGGCCUUUUAUUAAGCCAUCUUUUUUUCCAGAGCUUGACAUUUUCUAAAUCCUGAACAACAAAAUGCAACAAUUAAUCGAUUAGUUGUUCCAUCAUCUAUACACCACCUAAUCCUCAUUAGGGUCAUGGGGGGCUGGAGUCUAUCCCAGCUGACUUAUGGUGAAGGCCGGGGACACCGGUCCAUCACACAGAGACAAACAAUCACACUCACAUUUACACCUACAAUUUAGAUUUAGCAAUUAACGUCAGCAUGUUUUAUUUUAUUUUUUUACUGUGGGAGGAAGCUGGAGAACCCGAAGAAAAAACAAACUCCAUGCAGAAAGAUCCCAGGCCUAGACCGUGACUCUUCUAUCUGCAAGGCAACAGUGCGAACUAACGAGCUAAUAUGCAGCCCCGAUUAGUUGUUAAGCCAACUACUUUGAUAUUAGACUGAUCGGUUUAAGUAAUUUUUCAGUUAAAAACUGUCUAAUUUCUAUGUCUGUAGCUUCCUCAGUGGGAAGAAGCUGGUUUAUUUCCUCCUCUGUGGCAGUAAACUGAAGAUCUUUGGACAAAACAAGACAUUUGAGGAAACACUGAUCCACAUUUUUCACCAUUUCAGAGGCCAAACAACUGAUUCAUUCAUCCAGAAAAUAGUCUGCACUUAAAAUAAUCAGAAUUUCAAACCAGUUCACCUCCAGUUGGACUCUUGUUGCAAUUUUUUAUUUGACAAUCAUUAUGUUCUGUAUUUAUGUACAUUAUUUAUGAGUUUGAAAAGUAAUAAACCCUCUCAGAUUAUUA